UGCGCGCCUCGCCUGAUUAACAACUAACCGAAUCGUUCAACACUUCAACACUUCAACACAAUCAACCGUCAACCGUCAAUCGCCAAUCGUCAAUCGUCAAUCGUCAAUCGUCAAUCGUCAAUCGCCGACGAAUUUUACUAACCAACCAACCGACUAACCAACCGAAUUUACUAAAACCGACGAUCAGCCUAGGUUGUGGUCGCCGUCGUCGCCGUCGUCGUCGCCGUCGUCGUCGUCGUCGUCGUCGUUAGUUAGUUAGUUAGUUAGUUAGUUAGGGUGCGCGCGUGUGUGUGUGUGUGUGUGUGUAUGUUAGGUCUCUGCUCCUAUGGAUGGGCCGCAGAUUGGAGGGCAGGACCUGCCCGUUCCGCCGAGGAGGGCGUCCAACCCUCUGCUCAAGCAGACCAGACUCGAUGAGGCUGCUCCACAAGAUGAUUCGACCACUUAUCCAGGAUCAAAGGAUGCAUCACCAUCGACAUCACCGACAUCACCGACACCUACGGCGGAUCGCAAAUCGUCAAUCGACGAAGAACUGGCGAAACGUCGCAGGUCUCUGGUGCCGAUGUCCAGCAUGGAAGAGGAGAACCUGAGGGACCGCCUGCAUUUGACCCAUCUGAAACUGUGCAACGAGAUCGUCGGUCAGGAGUCGAAAUACACGAAGGAAUCGCUCAGAAGAUUGUUUCAAAAGAAGGCAAGUGGUGAUGGUGGUGGUGGUGGUGGUGUUGUUAGGUAA
Molecule: messenger RNA, 730 nt
Organism: Aethina tumida (small hive beetle)
Lineage: Eukaryota; Metazoa; Arthropoda; Insecta; Coleoptera; Nitidulidae
Exons: 2
Coding region: 326-730 (134 amino acids)
Source: RefSeq, a predicted model, not a curated record